GACGCUCAACAAUGGCCCCUCCUUCAACUUUUUUCCUCCUUCGUUUUUUUCCUCCUCCAGUGAAGUGCGUGAAUUUCAUACCAAACCCAUACUUCGCAUUCCACCUUUACUGUCAAACCAGGAGAAAUAUUACUGAAAACAAUAACGGGCUCGGAAAAAAAUAGGUUUUGAAUUAUUGAUAUUUCGUCCUUCUCCUGUACUGCUGGACGGAUUUUCUGAAUAAAGGACUGUCAAGAAGAGAAAGGACUGAGCGACCUAACGCUAGGCUAUUUGGGAAGAUAAUUCGCGCAGACCCCUACAUCUACGUUUACAGUAUCUGCGCAGUGUGGGCUCGUGACAGAGCCCGGUAGGAGCCGGCACCAUUGCGUCAAACGAGUGGAGCGCGAACGGCAGCCCGCAGCCGGGUCUGGAGGACGGCGCAGAUGAGCUGGACAAGACCAUGGAUGGUGAUGCCGAGGGCGUGUGGAGCCCUGACAUCGAGCAAAGCUUCCAGGAGGCACUGGCCAUCUACCCACCUUGUGGCCGGCGCAAGAUUAUCCUCUCCGACGAGGGCAAGAUGUACGGUCGGAAUGAGCUGAUUGCCAGGUACAUCAAGCUGAGAACAGGAAAAACACGCACGAGGAAACAGGUUUCUAGCCAUUUGCAGGUUCUUGCCCGAAGAAAAUCUCGCGAAAUACAGUCAAAGCUGAAGGCCAUGAACUUGGAUCAAGCAUCCAAAGACAAGGCUCUGCAGAAUAUGGCAUCCCUCUCCUCAGCUCAGAUUGUGUCUCCAAAUCUCCUCAGCCCAGAGCGUGUCUCCAAGCUCCCACUGCCCCAACCACCUUAUCCGCCUGCGCCUCGGUUUUGGCCGACUCCAAUCCCAGGACAACCUGGACCCUCUCAGGACAUCAAGCCUUUUGCACAGCCUUACACGAACCUGUCUGGCCCUGUUCCACCUCCUAUAUCAGCGUACGAGCCGCUGGCUCCACCCCUUCCGCCAGCUGCCACAGCUGUGCCCGUGUGGCAGGAUCGCACCAUUGCCUCCUCCAAGCUGCGCAUGCUUGAGUACUCGGCCUUCAUGGAGGUCCCCCGUGACCAGGACACCUACAGCAAGCAUCUGUUUGUGCACAUCGGGCAAACCAACCCCUCAUACAGUGACCCCCUGCUGGAGGCGGUGGACAUCCGGCAGAUUUAUGACAAGUUUCCCGAGAAGAAAGGGGGGCUGAAAGAGCUGUAUGAAAAGGGCCCCCAGAAUGCCUUCUUCCUAGUCAAAUUCUGGGCGGAUCUGAACAGCAGUGACAUGCAAGAUGGACCCGGGUCUUUCUACGGCGUCAGCAGCCAGUACUGCAGCACUGAGAACAUGACCAUCACUGUCUCCACCAAGGUCUGCUCCUUUGGCAAGCAGGUUGUGGAGAAAGUGGAGACGGAGUAUGCACGAGUAGAGGGUGGCAAGUGUGUGUACAGGAUCCACCGCUCGCCCAUGUGUGAAUACAUGAUCAACUUUAUCCACAAGCUCAAGCACCUACCUGAGAAAUACAUGAUGAACAGCGUCUUAGAGAACUUCACCAUUUUACAGGUGGUGACCAACAGGGAAACGCAGGAGACACUGCUCUGCAUAGCAUUCGUGUUCGAAGUGUCGACAAGCGAACACGGGGCGCAGUACCAUGUCUACCGGCUCGUCAAAGACUAGCUGCGAGUGCGGGCGCCAGGGCUUCGUGAACGGACCCUCCCGCCGCUCACGCAGUCGCCACCACACACUGUCCGGACGUCAGAGCAGUACGGCAGCAUGUUGCCCAGAAUGGACACACAGUUUUAACUUAUCCAUCGCCGGCCCGGGCCCGUCGCGCAUGCGGCAGGACGCUCGAGCAGCGGGACGUGAACGAGUGGAAAGAAGGAAUGUAGUAUUGCUCUGUUAAAGGACAAUCCUUUUUUAUACGUAUUUAAAUGCCUUAAAAAACAAAGUGGGUCACAGGUUUUGCCAAGUACAAAUUCUAAAUGUCUUUUAUGCUUUUGUUGUUUUGUUUUUUUUGUUUUUGUUUUUUGUCUUCACUGGGGGACUAUGAAUGUUGAACGUGUCAGCAGGUAGGAAGGUCUUUAAUAAUGAAAGACAAUGUGUCCUUCGUAGGUGCACAGUGUGUACUAUAAGUAAGGACCAGGACCCCAACAGGAGGGUUGCAGAAAUUUUCAUAAAGGACACGUCUGCUGAAAAUAUACUGCUACUGUUUCUCCUAAGAGAACAUCACUGAAACAAUAUAAAUCAAUAUAAAACCUGAUAUUAAAUAACAACUGUGAGGCCAUCACCAACUUCCACUUCCCUCUCUUCUGUGGGGAUUUUUUUAGUUUUACUCCUAAAUGAAAUUCAAACAAUUUAAUCAUUGUUAAUGAGCUCAGCUCAUCACAUGACCAUGUGUAGAAUGAGAAACACUGCAGCAUAUUUGCAUGGACCUGUCCUUUAGGACGUAUCAGAACCUGGACGGCUUACGUGGCCGCCAAAUGAUUUUAUUACGUAGGUGAAAGUGACAAGUGCCUCUCUCCAAAGUACACAAUGUGGAUUGACAUUCUGAAGUGCCUUUUUUGACUACCUCUCAACACAAAUCAAUACAAAUAUGUGCUAAUGUUUUUGAUACUAGAGCAUAACUAAGCCUUUAGGGUUUGGUUUUCUCCUUCUCAGAACUGACUUCAUUUUUUUCCUCCAAAAUGUUUAUUUGCUGUUUAUACAUGUACAUUGGCGCAUGAGUAACUGUUUGUUUCAAACGUGUUCGUUACAAACGGAUAGUGACACGUACUAAGGAGAGUUUUAAAAACAUUGAGGACAUGACUGUCAGCAUGUAGACGUUUAGCAUUAAAUUACCCUCUAACACGAAGAAAAUGGCUUUACUGUGGCUUAAAAGUCAGUAAUUUUAAGAUGGUAGUGGUACUAUACCUCUGUAAUGUUUCUUGUUUUUGUUGUUUUUGACAGUGGAAAAUCUUGCCUUUUGUUUUAAUGUAUUCUUUGGUGCUUUUGGAUCUUUUUGGAUUCAGCAUUACAGGACUUUGCUUACCAAGAAAGACUUCAUUCUCCCUCAAAUAAGCUCUUGUGCCAUCCUCAACUAUUCAGAAUCUACAUCUGAACAUGCCUCCACAGUCAAUGGAGAACACUGGGGACUUGUGGGUAAAUGCAAACUCACCAAUUUGUUUUUAUCCAAUUUUUUUUUUUAACUGCCCCCAUGUGUUUAAAAGGGAUAGUAAACACUUUGUUCUUGUCAUUCCCUCCUGUCUGUUAAAGUUUGAGGUUAGUUCUUUGCAUGUGCAUCACAUUUUAGAUGUAAUGUUCAACCUUGUUGAACUUCAAGUUAAUGCUGUGUUCAAAAUCACUGCCCACUGCUGCCCUAAUGCACCCAAUUGGACAUGUAUUCCCAAUAAUGGGAUCAUGGAUAGUGCACUGCUGCAGAGUGUUUGUAUCAAUAACUUGAAUUUUUUUAAAUAACCAAAUUGGAUGGAAAGAGCUGUGAAAGUAUGUCCCAGAAGAGUACUUUCCCUCUCCAAAAUGUGGCAGACACUGAUUUUUAGAGUCCUGCUUGAGUGAAAAAAGCUAUUCCAUCUUUUAGAGAAAGUAUUUUAAUAUUCAUAUUACGAUUAACUAAGGGUACUAUAUUGUCUGGGUCUUAAGAAAGCCCUUCCUCUGAUAAACCCAAGUAUUGUACCAUGUUUAAACCAAACUGAAACAAAACUUCAAGGUGUUUUGACGUUUUAUUUAUCCAAGCAUAAAGGUAAAUAUGCAUAAAGAUUAAUACAAGAAAUGUAAAAUAAUCAAAAACAGUUACAGGGUUUUUAUCAUGAUGCAGAAAAUAUCUCAUGAUUCAGCUGAUUUAUUGUGAAGGGUUUGUUAUAAGAAUUAAGGAAAAACAAGAUUUGGCUUAAUAAACAAAAAAACUGGCAACCAGUCCAUUUAUGACAAAAAUGACAAGGUACUGACAAUAACAGACUUCACGUUUCAAGCUGACGUUUUAUUUCAGAACAUUGGAUUGGUACAGCCUUAACCUAUAACUAGUGUCGUCUGUGAAUUUUGGCACUCGCUUCCUCAAUUGUACUUUUUUUUUUUUUUGGUUUGUUUUUUGUUUUUACAGGCUCGUUUUGUUUUUUUUAUAAUUAAUUAUAUGUUGCUCUUUGACUUUCAAUUAAUGCCGUAUGCAUAAAUUGAAAAUGUGUGUUACUGUUGAGAUUUUAUAUAAUAAUCUAAACGGUGUUGGAAUUUUUUCCCUCCUUACCCAGUAACAGUUCACUGUGGCCUUGGUUACCAGUUGUGCAUUGAAGUCAUUUAUAAUAUGUUAUCUACAAUGUGAGGGGUUUGUACAAUAUAAUCUAAACAGUAUGUAUAGCAAUACCAAUAAAUUGUCUUGGUUCCCCUUGGGACAUUUUUCUUCAUAAAACCUG
Electrophorus electricus (electric eel) is the source of this 4392-nucleotide messenger RNA. RefSeq names its product TEA domain family member 3 b (gene tead3b). The record is from RefSeq and is a predicted model, not a curated record. Gene Ontology annotation, molecular function: DNA-binding transcription factor activity, RNA polymerase II-specific; RNA polymerase II cis-regulatory region sequence-specific DNA binding. Gene Ontology annotation, cellular component: transcription regulator complex. Lineage: Eukaryota; Metazoa; Chordata; Actinopteri; Gymnotiformes; Gymnotidae. Gene Ontology annotation, biological process: hippo signaling; positive regulation of transcription by RNA polymerase II; embryonic organ development.